This is a messenger RNA of Neltuma alba, 2378 nucleotides long. Its product is annotated as cysteine-rich receptor-like protein kinase 2. Gene Ontology annotation, biological process: protein phosphorylation. The transcript has 8 exons. Lineage: Eukaryota; Viridiplantae; Streptophyta; Magnoliopsida; Fabales; Fabaceae. Bases 147 to 2111 code for a protein of 654 amino acids. Gene Ontology annotation, molecular function: protein kinase activity; ATP binding. The record is from RefSeq and is a predicted model, not a curated record.
CCACGAAAUCAAUUUCUCAAGGUAGUUUGUCUCGUAUAUAGAAUUCACGUAUCCCGUAAAGAGAGACUUCAAUUCAAUUCUGGAACUGAAUGGAAUUGGAAAGCACAGUUUCUUGUUGAGCAGUCCAGCAAUCUGUAGCAGAGAACAUGAAGAAGGCAGUCCAAUUAGCCUCUUGUCAAUCCCUUAUUCUCCUUCUAAUCAAAUCAUUACUACCACUAUUUAUGCUGCCAGAAACAGUAGUGGCAGAUCCGAGAACCAAGACAGUGCAAAUAAUGUGUGGAAGACAGACAGAGCACAAUAUCACAAACUUUGUGUCAAAUUUUGUUACAACCAUGGAUGUUAUCAGUGAUCAGAUGCGCCAUGAUGGGUAUGGCACAGCAGUUUCAGGGAGAGGUCCUGAUACUAACUAUGGCCUUGCUGAGUGCUAUGGUGAUCUUUCCUUACUUGACUGUGUCCUAUGUUAUGCUGAGGCACGAACAGUUCUUCCUAAGUGCUUCCCCAGCAAUAGUGGUCGUAUAUACCUUGAUGGUUGCUUUAUGAGGGCUGAGAAUUACAGCUUCUUUCAUGAGUACAGAGGAGAAGAAGACAGGGCUGUGUGCGGAAACACAACCAGAAAAGGCUCGAGUUUUCAAGCAACAGUGAAGCAGGCGGUUCUGAGUGCAGUUGAAACCGCAACAAAUAAUGACGGGUAUGCCAGGGGGAAGGUUGCUGUAUCAGGAACAGCAAAUGAGUCAGCUCAUGUUCUGGCUAAUUGUUGGCAAAGUUUGAACACAAGCUCCUGUAAAGCUUGUCUUGAAGAUGCUUCUUCUUCGAUAUUCGGAUGCUUGCCCUGGUCGGAAGGAAGAGCUCUGAAUACUGGCUGCUUCAUGAGGUAUUCAGACACAGAUUUCCUGAACAAGGAACUGGAAAGUAAAAGCUCAUCAGGUAAUAUAGUAGUGCUAGUGGUUGCAAUUGUCAGUUCAGUGAUUGUUUUCGUGGUUGCAACUGCCUUCGGGGUUUAUGUCUGGAAACAGAGAUACAUUCAAAUGAAACGGAGAGCUUCAAAUGACGUAGAAAAGUUAGCAAAGACCCUUCACCACAACGGCUUGAACUUCAAGUACUCAACAUUGGAGAGGGCAACCGACUCUUUCGAUGUUGCUAACAAGCUUGGACAAGGAGGGUUUGGGACAGUUUACAAAGGAAUUUUGCCUGAUGGAAGAGAGAUUGCAGUCAAGAGGUUAUAUUUUAACAACAGACAUAGAGCAGAAGAUUUCUAUAAUGAAGUCAACAUAAUCAGCAGCGUGGAACAUAAAAAUCUAGUCAGAUUGUUAGGAUGCAGUUGUGCAGGGCCUGAAAGCCUUCUUGUUUAUGAGUAUCUACCCAACAGAAGUCUUGAUCGUUUCAUUUUUGAUAAAAACAGAGGCAAGGAACUAAACUGGGAUAGGAGAUAUGAGAUUAUCAUUGGGACUGCAGAAGCAUUAGUCUACCUGCACGAGAAGUCCAAGAUUAAGAUAAUUCAUAGAGAUAUAAAAGCCAGCAAUAUCUUACUGGACGCAAGGCUUCGAGCUAAAAUUGCAGACUUUGGUUUGGCUAGGUCUUUCCAAGAAGAAAAAAGCCACAUCAGUACAGCUAUUGCAGGAACUUUAGGGUAUAUGGCUCCAGAGUACCUAGCUCAUGGUCAAUUAACAGAGAAAGCAGAUGUAUAUGGUUUUGGUGUGCUUCUGCUAGAAAUAGUUACUGGGAGACAGAAUAACAGAAGCAAAGCAUCAGAAUAUUCAGACAGCCUAAUUACAGUGACAUGGAAGCAUUUUCAGUCAGGGACAGCAGGACAACUACUUGAUCCAAAUCUAACAUCGCAGGAAAACCACAAUAGCGAUGUUAAAGAUGAAAUUCUAAGAGUGGUGCACAUAGGACUUCUAUGCACUCAAGAGAUCUCUUCAUUGCGACCAACUAUGGCAAAAGCUUUAGAGAUGCUAACUAAGAAGGAGGAGCAACUUCCUGCUCCCUCAAAUCCACCCUUCAUAGAUGAAAGCACAAUGGAACUCCAAGACAUAUAUGGUGAUCCAUUCUAUCCUCUCAAUGCAGCAGAUUCAAUUGCUACUAUGUCCCACAGCGAAUUUUACCCCAGGUGACCAUCAGAUUGGAGAGAGAAAUCACUUAUAUGCAUCAAAUUCUGCACGCCAGCUUCACUUGAGCUGGCAGAUGCUCGGCUCGGCUCAAACUUGCAUAAGUUGGAAGUCGCUAGCAAUUCUUUGCAUCAUCCGAAAUUUUAUGAUGUUCACAUUUAGAUACAUGGGAAGUAGCUAAGCUUUCAGACAUCCUAGUAGAGUUGUAGGUAGUAAAUAGUGGAUAUUGAAUAAAUCGAAUCAUGAUCGACUUCACAUGGAUUUUUGGGUCAA